Lodderomyces margitis is the source of this 2640-nucleotide messenger RNA. RefSeq lists its product as uncharacterized. The transcript is spliced from 2 exons. Bases 1 to 2640 code for a protein of 879 amino acids. NCBI's taxonomy places the organism in Eukaryota, Fungi, Ascomycota, Pichiomycetes, Serinales, Debaryomycetaceae. Gene Ontology annotation, biological process: protein folding in endoplasmic reticulum; chromatin remodeling. Gene Ontology annotation, cellular component: membrane; cytoplasm; nuclear chromosome. The record is from RefSeq and is a predicted model, not a curated record.
AUGGUCAACUACGAAACAUCAUCAUUCCAGGUGCAAGGCUUGGCAUCGAGUAUAUCCAAAAGGUUGUCAAGUGAGACCAACUCGUUGCUACUAAAUGCAAUUCCAACAGGAAGACAAGCCAAGAGGCUUGCACAACAAAUCAACUAUUCUGAAGAUUUCGUAGAUGAUUUUGAAAUUGAAAAUAGCCCCAGUGACCUACCUUUUAAUGGUCAGGAUAGUGGGCGUAAUUUGAAUGAAUCGAAAACUCAAGUCGAUGCGCAGAAAUAUGGGCCUGCAAGAAAUACUCCCAGAAUCAGCUCGCUUGAAGAUGAAUCAAAUUUGAACAGUCAAUCGAAUAAACUCGAGACCUUAAUCCCUAUAAAGUUGAAUUUGGAGAGUACUGUUACUAGUCACAAAGUCAAUGACAUUUUCGUGUGGAAUUUGAACCAAACAUUGGUUACACCCACAGAUUUUGCUCAAAUUUUAUGCAAUGAUCUCGAGUUGCCACACCCUAUGAUUGCACAAAUUGCAGACUCAAUAACACAGCAGAUUGAAGAAUAUUCGUAUGCGUCGAACUUGUCUAUCCCAAACAAAAACCCUUGUAACGUGAUCAUUGAUUUGUCAGUCAAUUUAAAUAAACAGUUGUAUCAGGAUAGAAUCGAGUGGGAUUUAAAUCAGAACGAAAUCACACCCGAAAAAUUUGCUGAAAUUGUUGUUGCCGACCUUGGGUUAUCAUUAGAGUUUAACUUAGCUAUCUCACAUGCAUUACAUGAAAUCAUUAUUCGUGUCAAGAAGGAGAUUAUCGAAGGAUCGUUUAACAAUGAAAUUCACAAUUUACACUUGGUUAAAGGCAUCUUUUUUGAACAAGGAUUAAGGAUUUUUACCGAGAGCAGUGUCAGUAAUGGCAAUGAUCGUUGGGAACCAUCCGUUGAAAUCUUAAGUUCGAGUGAGAUUGAAAGGAGAGAGAAUGAAAGAAUAAGGAACUUGAGGCGAUUGAAGAGGGAGAAUAUGAGAAGAGACUACGAUGAUAAUAAGCGGAGAAAUGUUGGUAGAAGAAGACGCGGAGACGAUGAUGAAUGGAGUCCUAUUAAUUAUACGGUUCCCGUGUUCUUAGCACAAGCAAACCCAUCACUUGCGAGUAUACAUAGCGGAAUGCAAAAUCUAUAUCUACAAUCACCAGUGCUUCAGCCUCAUUCCAACAAUGACUCUCAAUUACAUCCAGAUUCUAUAAUUGAUGAUUGUCAUUUCAUGUCAUUUGAAGAGUGGAAGAAACAAAAAAUCGAAACAAAUCUAUCUAUGUCCAAUUCAUCUAGGAACAUUACUGAACCUUCAAAGCCAUCGACUAAUGUCUCUUCUACGAAUGUAACCGCGGUCUCAGUUAUUGCCGUUUCCGAGCACGAGGGGACUACUUACAAGAAUAAAUUCAAUUUUGCAUCGGCUGAUUGCGCAGCUACCAUUAUCAAAACCAAUUCUCAAACAAAAGGGGCAUCCGCCAUCUUGAAAGAAAAUAAGGAUUCAUACCUACUAAACAAGUGUUCUGUUGAAAACAAAUUCAUCAUUAUUGAACUUUGUCAAGAUAUUCUUAUUAGUCAAGUUGUUCUUGGAAACUAUGAGUUCUUUUCAUCCAUGUUUAAGGAUAUUCGAGUGAGUGUAAGUGAUAGAUUCCCCACUCAGAAUUGGAGAGAAUUGGGUCAAUUCACAGCAAAGAAUAUACGGGAUGUGCAAACAUUUGAUAUCGCUAGUCCAUUGAUUUGGGCAAGGUAUAUAAAGUUGGAAAUAUUGAGUCAUUACGGGAAUGAAUUUUACUGCCCGAUAUCCGUGGUGAGAGUCCACGGUAAGACUAUGAUUGAUGAAUUUAAGGAGGACGAAGAGGUUUCUUCUCAGCAAUUGGAAAACCAGGAACAAGCAAUGAUUAGAGAAUUGGAUGCCAAUGAUAGUCAAUUGGAGACAUUGAUUAACGACACAUUUAAUGAAUGUAGCGUUGUUUUGCCACACUUGCUAUUAAAUGAAUUUCUCAAAGAUCUAAAUACCUCCAAGAAUAAUCAUUGCCUACUCAACGAAGGAAAUAGCUCGGGCUCAGUCACCUCAACAACAGCAACAAUUGCAACCACCCAGGAAUCUAUUUAUAAAAACAUUAUCAAGAGGCUAACGUUGCUAGAAUCUAAUGCGACCCUAUCCUUACUUUACAUCGAAGAGCAGCUGAAACUACUAAGCACAGCAUUCCUGAACUUGGAGAAAAGACAAUCAGCCAACUUUAACAAUUUGUUAAGGUCAGUAAAUUCUACCUUACUUCAUCAACUUUCAGUGUUUAAAGAUUCAUAUCAUGAGAUGUAUCUGCAAUACAGUGAACUUUUCCAUUUGCAAGACCACAAAUACAAACACUUUAUUGCCGAGUCAAAUCAGAGGUUGAAAAGUAUCAGCAGUGACCUAACAUUUCAAAAGCGCUUGUCCUUCUUUAAUAGUAUCAUUAUAAUUUGUCUUCUUGUCUAUGUAAUUUUAACGAGAGAGACCAAUGUCGAAAUUCAAAGGCAUGCCAUAAAGGAAAGGGACAAACGGGAUAAGCCGCUGACAUCUACUCUACAUAGAAAGGAUAAGGUCUUGUCUGAACCAGCUAGGAAAGAGAGGCAUCUGAUAUCUGAUCCAAUUUUAACCCUUCACUAA